CCAGUUUGCGUCAUUCGCCGUCGUGGCUGUCUGUGUUCUUGUCGGAAGCUGUUGUGUGAGUUUAGGGUUUAGCUCAGUGCUGAGAAUCUGACAGGGAGUGAACCAUCAGAUGGGAUGCAUUAAACUCCGGGAAUGUGCAGGUUUUUAUAGUCAUGGAUGCUGAGGACAUACCAGAAUUUUCUAGUGCAGAUGAAGAAAUUUCCUACUGGAAGACACUUUCUGUGAAGUACAAAAAAAGUCUCAAAGAAGCACAGGACGAACUGGCUGAAUUUCAGGAAGAAAGUCGAGAACUGGAGGCUGAGCUGGAGACUCAAUUAGCACAAGCAGAACAUAGAACUCGAGAUUUACAUGCAGAGAACCAAAGACUGAAAUUUGAAGUAGAAUCAUUAAAGGAGAAACUUGAACAACACUAUGCACAGAACUACAAGCAGAUUUCUAUGUUAGAAGAUGAAUUGGUUCAGACACGUGCCAUUAAAGAUCAGCUGCAUAAGUAUGUGAGAGAAUUGGAACAGGCAAACGAUGACCUUGAACGAGCUAAAAGAGCAACAAUAGUAUCUUUAGAAGACUUUGAACAAAGGCUCAAUCAAGCUAUUGAAAGAAACGCAUUUUUAGAAAGUGAACUUGAUGAAAAAGAAUCCUUACUAGUUUCAGUGCAGAGGUUAAAAGAUGAAGCACGAGACUUAAGACAAGAAUUAGCUGUAAGAGAAAGGCAGCAAGAUGGAAUGAGGAAAUCUGCACCAAGCUCCCCAACAAUGGACUCUGAAAAAUCAGAUUCCUCUGUCCAGGCAUCUUUGUCUUUACCAGCAACUCCUGUUGGAAAACUAAUAGAUAAUGGGUUCUCUUCACCAAAUGUUAUACCAAAUGGUUUUAGUACCACUCCACUGACUCCAUCAGCACGAAUAUCUGCACUAAAUAUCGUUGGAGACCUCCUAAGGAAAGUGGGAGCUUUAGAAUCUAAAUUAGCUGCUUGUAGAAAUUUUGCAAAAGAUCAGGCAUCACGAAAGUCCUAUACAUCAGGGAACAUCAGUGGAAGCAGUAUGUUAACAAAUAGCACAAAGUUUACUCACUCAGAGCAUACCUCAUUCUUUGACAGGGGGCAGGAAACAGUCGUGUUCCCAACAUUGUUGAUGGGACAAUAAAUGGAUUCGAUGAAGCACCACCUACAGGAAUUGGGCCAUCACGAUCACCUACUGGUUCAGGAAUGCUUCCUUUUAGGGUAUGAACAGAAAGAAAAAGACUUUGCAUUCUCCCUCUUCUUUAUGAAAGAAACCAACUCCAGGUUCACUUGCCGUUGUCCACACAGCAUUGCAAAUUUAGUUAUUGUUAUUAAGUGGGUCACAUGUUAAGUGCCUCUGGUCCAACAUGUAACUCAAGUCUGUGAAAUGUAACAGAUUCCCACAGGAAUUUCCAUUCGUAACAGUUUCUUUUGUAUUGCUGCAGUGCUCCCAGCCUGGAUAAACAUGGACCCUUCUCCUGAGAUGCAGACCAUUUCUGUAGUUAACACAUACAUAACUAACUGCUCACAGUCUUUACUCAACUUAAUUCUGUUUUGUUUUAUAUAUAAUUUUUUAUGUAAAGUUAAUCUAUCCCGUCAGUUAUUUGUUCAUAAACAGGAAACUGUGUGUUACUGUCUGAAUGAAUUUUGGGAAACAACUUGAAAAGUCUAAGUGCCAUCUCAUUGUUACCUCAUAUCUCAAGAUCAGCAUAUCUGUAUUUGAAGUGUAAUUCACUGUUAAAAUGUCCUACAUAGUGUGACUAGUACUUUUUCUGUCACUUUGAAAUGCCUGUAUCUUGACCCACAUUCACAUUCUGUCUGAAAACUGUCACAUUUGGCUUUGUGUGCCUCAGUACGGAGAAUUUUAAAGACCACUAAUUCUGUAUUUUUUUUAUUUUUACAAAUGCUUUGUAACUGAUCUACUUUGAACUUGGGCUGUAGAAAUGGUUGAAACAUACCAGGUCCACUUUUGUUAUUGUUAAUGUAAUUUAAGUAUUUAUUUUAGAACUGUUGAACUAGUCAUAUUGCACUGGGCCACAGGGCCCUUUACAAGUAUAACUUGGAUACGAGAGCCAAGAAAUGUUACUUAGUUAACAAUUCUCAAAAAAAAAAAAAAAAAAAACUUUUGUCCUACAGUUAGCUUUAAUUUAUUAAGAAAUCAUUUUGUAUCCCUGAUUCAGAUUAGCAGGUUGUAAACCAAAGUACCAGGAUCCUGAGCAUUUAAUGAUGUUAUUUAUAUGUCAAGGUAGGCUCUACAACACAUGGCCUUUACUGUGAACACUGUUCUCACUGCUGGAUUUGCCUUGCACCUGAUUAGGUACACGUACUUAAGUGCACUUUAGUAAUGGCACUUAACCACUGGGAGUCUCACAUUUUAUCUGAAAUGUUCAAUUCUAUAUCUGUUUAUAUAUUUUUGAAGUGAAUAGGUCUGUUUUUUUUUUUCCUUUUCUUAGUACUGCCGCCAUACAACACUGGCCAUGGGUGGGAAAAAGUGAUAUCAGAGAAUCUUUUCUUUUUUUUUUUGGAAUGUUCCUUAGGGUGCAGAUGCAUAUCUAGAAUAAUGAUGGACAGUCCUCUGUGUGUACACAUUAGAAAUCUGUUGUGCAUUCCUUUGUAUUAUCUUAUUUGUACUGCAAAUCUGAUGUCCUUCACAUUCUGCUUCACUGAUGGGUCAUGGAUCCCAUCCCUAGAUCCAACUCUGCCACCUCCCACAGCAUUUGGCUUCUAGGCUCAAGCUCCUCCCGUAUCCAUAAUCCUCAGCCCCUAGCACAACCACCCCAUAUCUCGUUUGCCGCCGGUGCACCCAGACGUGGUUUCCAGUGCUCAGCUAAGUGAUAAUCUUAUUGUUAUCUUAUCUUCCUUUUCUAAUUUAAUUUAGUAUUCUAGUGUUUUUAGUGUGUUUUAUCUUUCUCCCUUUUUCCCUUUAGUAUUCGAGGUGCGUCAGCUUUGGCUGUGUGACAUUUCAGUUUGGUCCUUCGCCUUGGAAGACUUGUUGUGAUCAUUUGUGUUCAGAUGUCUUUUAAAGAAAAGAGGUUGUGGGAGUUCUAGUGUCAGAAUAAGCUUCCAAAUGGAUGCUUUUUCGUAACUUGGCUUGUUCAUUGAGGUAGCAUUUGUUAUUUUGAAGUAGUUUCGUUACAGGCAUUUUCUUUUGCAGUACAAAAGUGCCUUCUGGUUCCAGUUUCAGUGCACAAGCCUUCUAUAAUCGACCAUUUGCAGGGUCCUGUAGUGUCUGUCUGACACUGUGGAACCAGAUUAGUUAAGUCUUCUGUGUUCCUAAUUUAUUUUUUGAGGCUGGUAAGCCAUUAUCUGGUAUCAUUAAGCUGCACAUCAAAUGUGGCAGUACCACCUCUCAUGUAGCUGCUGACUAUGUACCCUUUCUGGAAAUCUAAGAAGCAGCUGUCUGGAAGCUGAACAUUUCAGAUGUACUAUUAUUGGAAAACAACCCAGAAAAGGUGACAGUAUUAGUGCUGCUUUUAACACAGUUCUGCUGUGAAUCACUGAGUAACUGCUAGUCAGCACUAUAACUGGACAAAACAAAUCAGUUGAAGCGUUGCCUGGAUGAGCCCCCUGUAACCCCCACAUCUCCAAAUACUAACUCUGUGUUAACAUAUCUGUUGGUUUAUUGGAGGGGACAAGCGCCAUCUAACGGAGAGGCCAUUAUGCAAGACUCUUAAAGGAUUUUCCAUUUCUUCAACUCUCCACCCUUCAGCAGCCUAACAUGCACUCCUCUGAAAUGGGAGCCACAGUGCCAGUUCAGUGACUAAAGCUAUUUAAACCUGUAUUUUGCACUUUACAUUUUUUGUGGAUCAGAGUACAUGCCACAGUCCGUAUGCUACCCACUUUAAUUCCCCAUCUGUAUUCGUUAUUACUACAAUGAAUCAGGCUACCUGUCUUCCCUCCAGGAUGGGUGAGCUGUUAUCAGCUACUCACUCCUACCACCAGCUAGCUUUUCCAGUGCUGGAACAUUUAUCAAUCCCUGCUCAUCUGGUUCACAGUCAGGGCUUUUGUUCAGGAGUUUAGGAGUAAAAGCUCCUUUUUGGCAGUUCAGGGUAUUAUAUGGGGUCAUGAAUAAUAAUUGCAGCAGAAUAACAGAAUGCAGAAGGUGUAAAAAUGUUACAAGGCACAUGUAAACUUUGCUGUAGUACAGAGCUUUGUAGCAAGGGGGCAGAAAACUGAGUAAAUUGCUUAUUCUGUCCUGGGCAAAUAUGGAUUUUAAACAUAAAUUUAGGAAAAUGAGAUGUCACAUAUGAGUUGUUAAUGGGUGGAAGAGAGAGAGAAAAAAAAAACAGAAUUUAUGCUUGUAAGGAAUAUAGUCAUGAGGACAAAUGCAAAUAGAGAAAGACUAAUUGUAGACAGGUAAUUGCUUUACUGCCCUAGUUAUACAGUUGUAAAAAAAAAUGUUAAACUAGCCUGAUCUCUUCCCGGUUUUGCUUUUGCUUUCCUUGUAACUAUAUCCAUUACUAGGAGAUAUUCUGAUAUUUCUGUCCCCAUUCUUCCUGUAAUCUUGGGUUUAGUUCUGUCGGUCUCCAUUUCCGUACUGUAUGACUUCUGGGCGGACAGUUAACCAGAUAUUUCUCCCUGAUUUUCACUGAAAAAAGACACUUGUGCCUAGUUGGCUUAACCAAUUUGCAAGUAAAAAAUAAAACUAUAAAAUUUUAAGUAUGUGAAAGAAAGAAAUAAAGUACAAGAAAUUAAGGAGUGCGAGCUUCAUUUCCUACCUCUUCCUGCAAAUUUGUUAAAUGGUUUAUUUUAGAGUUGUUUAUUCCGAGGAAUGAAGAAAGAUUACUUGUGAAAUGUUGAACCGCUUGGGUGAUUGAUGCACUGAAGGUUGUGAAUGAAGUACAAAGGUUAAGAGCAGAUGUAUGGAGUAACAUACGAGUGUCCAUGAAACAACUGUUAUAAGUGAAAGUUUAGCUUACUUUAGUAAUGAAUUAAGCCCGGAAAUACUAUUUGAUGAAUGGAGGCAGUUGCAAGCUGUACUACUGAUUUAUGAAAGGCUAAAACGUACCCAGGAAGAAUCAAGAGAAUUGCAAGCCUGUGGAUUUGAGUUUGUAUUAUGUAGGACCACAGAGUGGAUUUUUGUAAAGAGGAGUUUGGUGCUUUUCACUGGGUAAUGGUUUGAAAGCUGAGAAUCCUCAUGAAUAUUUUUUGCCUCUCUUUACCCCCCACUGCCUGUAGACCAUCAACCCAAUUUUGGCCAUUUCUCUCAUUUGCUCCCCUUCACCAUGAUGGUUUACUGGGAGGGACUGUCCUCUAGACUGCCAUGAAGGGGAUGGUGUGUUUCCUUCCUAAACCAAGCUCCCGCCAGAGCAUGAGCAGUAGUAGUCUUCCUAACCUACAUCAGGGAGACCACACCACCCAGUGUGCCCCCACCCUCUAGAAGAAGCAAGUGGGUCAUUUCCCUUCAUUCCUCUUCCUCCCUGCCUGACUCCUUCAUUGCAAGGGCCAUUUGUCAAACCCAUGUCACCUGGGCUGCAGUAAGGUCUUCAUUACUCUGCAGCACAGAGUCAAACAAGAAUCAGCAUGGGUUUCCAAGGAGAUCUUUUCAGUUUGUUAUGCUUUUUAUGACAUAACUAAAGAAUCAGAGGAGUAAACCAGUAUAUGUAAUAUUUUUAGAUUUUAAUUAACCUUUUGUUUUGUCUUUGCCCAGGAUAUUGGUGGGGGAGAUUAGUUUGAGGGGAAGAGUGUAGCAGCUAUAGGUGAGUUACUGAGUGAGAGCACUCUGUGGCAUUUGGAGUUGUAUUAGAGUAAGUCGUCAUUUUUUGGAAAUGGCAGUACCAGAUGGUGGAAACAGCCCGCCAAAUAUGAAUAUAGAGUAGAGGAUGACAGUUUUGCAUUUAUUUAUUUUUUUAAAGCUAUUUAUUUUUUAUUUAUGUUUUAUAGGGAUAUUGUGUUCACGGGAAGAAAAGAAUUUAGGUAUACUAAGGCUGACAUGAUAGAAUGUCAUUGAAGAGUAAAGGAGUUAGAAAUGGUACUAAAGAGGAUGACCAAAAAUGACAUAGGUCUUUGGAGUGUGCAUCCGCAUGAAUUAUAUAGGAGAGACUUGGUCAAAGUGAAGAGGAAAAGGUGUAGGGGGUGAUAUGAUAUGGGCAAAUGGUGGCUGGAUUCACAUUUAGGUAGAAUGCGAGGUCUUUAGUGGCAAAUUACAGGAAGAGAUUAAAAGAAGCACUGAAUGGCUUUACCUUUCUUGAGACUGGAGGCUGGGAAUGAAGAUAAGUUUGUUUUGGAUAAAUGGAAUGUAAUGGAACCUGAUGUGGAAAUAGACAGCUGCACUUGGGGCUAGAUACUAAUUUCAUUUCAAGUGACUAAAAAGGCACAUAUUGCUUUUUAUUUACUGUUCAUAUGUUGUCAAAUAAGUCCAUCUUGAGUUAUAUUAAUUACAAUAUAACUGAGGCUUAAUCUAGUUUAACUUGGGGAGAACCAAUUUUCAGCAUGCCAGUGAUCAUGUAGUGCUUCAUGUAAAGACAUGGAAGUUGGUACAUGCCCAUUGCAGAUUUUGUUCACAUUUACUGCUGUUAUAUAUAUUCUGUGGUGCUCAUGCACUCUGAAUAUUAUUUUUCUUUCUUACUUGGAUGUACUUUAAAUUGUAGCAUUUUUCCACCAAAAUAAAACUCUUGAAUACCUUUUGAGUCAAGUCCUAACUUCAGUAUAUUAUAAAGCAGAUGUCUUCCUCUGUUUUUGAGUACAUUUUGAAGGGAGAUCUACCGUUCAUUAAGCAACUCCCAGAAUUUUAACUUCAUCACAGUUCUGUAAAAUCACAGUUCCUAGAAUGAUUUUGUGUAUGUCGACUUUCUGGUAUCACGGUUGUGCAAGCCCCCCCCCCCCCCCCCACAAACAUGUAUCAGAAGUUUCUCUUUUCUUUAUGGUUGAGUCACAGUAGAGUUAGUACAUGUCAAGUAAAGAGAUGGGCAAAGCUACCCCCCCCCCCCAUUGGGGGAUUGCAGGAGGCUUGCCUUGCCAGCAAAGCCAGUUUGAUAGAGAUGUCGAAAUCUUGACAACUGCAUGUUUCAAAGUGUUCAACUCAUCCAGUUUGCUUUGCUGUUGAGGAAGGGAAUUGAGGACUUUGAGUUCACAUUUAAACUAUAAAGUUAUGGUAUAGUAAUUGGACAUCCUGAAAAUACACAAACUUUUUAUCCAGAAUGUCUAAGAGCCUUCAUGUUAAGCAUAAUUAGUACUUCUCAGAGACGGGGCUUUGCUAGAUGAAUUGGCACACUGUGCAGUCCCCGGAGUGGUGCCCCCUUCACCCCAAAUUUUAGGACUAACAGAAAAAAAAUCCUCUGAAUUAGAGGACAAAAAAGUUCUCUGAACUCUGGCAAGGAGCUUACACUACAACCUCCUUGCUGCAGUUACUACUACCACACACGUAGACACACACAUGCAUACACAUGUACACAUUCGUUUAAACUUCCAAGAUGUUUCCUGUCUGCGAUUGUUAAAAUGAAUGCAGGUACUGCAUUACUUUCCUGAUGCUUCUUAACAGCUUGCCCUAGCUGCAGUCCUGCUUAGUGGUUUCAAGUAAAUGUACUUACUACCAUUUAUUUCAUUAAGGUGCCUUCCUUAACCUGAAAAAUAUUUUGCCACAUUAUUAUUAUUGUUAAAUGCAUAUUCAUUGAUAUUUCUGUUGAUGUGGUUGAGUUUUGGAUUACAUGGCCAUUCCCUUAGUUAAUGUUUCAGAUAUUUGUUUUUCACAAAGUUUAGAAUAUCCUAGCAACACCAGGAGGUUGUUUACAUGUUUAGAAAUGUUAAUCUUACACUUUUUACAAGUAGCAUUGCAUCAAGUUAUUGGGUUGAGUAGCAAGAUGUUUUAUGUUUUUAACGUUUAGAAUGCUGCUUUUGUUAACUACGUUAGUGUUGAAUGCAGUUUUCUCUGCUAGAUGUAAAGUACUCUUUCAGCAGAUACAGUUGCAUCUGAAGGGCCACCCUUGUUCAGCUUUUGAUGCAGGAUGGCAAAGUGCACCAUAUGUUCCACAUGAAGGACUGUACUCCAGUAUUUCUUACAGAAUAUAUUAAAUGCUCCAUUGUCAUUUAAAAGAAACUUCAGAUCCACAUCAUAAGGAUCAUUGCUACAGUAAAUCUCAUUAUGACCAUGAACCCUUAAUCCAGUCUGUCCUGGCAGUGGGGCACCCUUGUGGGUGUGCUAGUGUAUGCAGUCUUGAACCAUGACUGUUUGGGUGAGCUUGUCUGUAAGAGAGGUUGCCUUGUGUACCCUUACUCAGUUAUUUUCUGCUGCUCACAGAAAAGCCAGUCCACUAUUUUUUCAUAUUGUUUGACAUUGCAGGCAUUGAUCUUGACACAGCUUUGUACAAAAUACCCUCUUUCAACAUAUAUUAGGUACAUAGUAAUUUUUACAGUUGUUUUUAAUAGUUUAGUCUGUUUAGGGAAGACUCGGGAUGCUGGCAACAGUGCAUGGGAUCCAUAGUAAUCCAUUUUACAGUUACUGUAAAUAAAAUUAAGUUGUGCAGCUGUGGAGUAAAAGGAAACUAUCUCACAGGAUUGGAAUCUCACCAAAACCACUGGCUGUUUUUUGAUCUAAUUGAAAUUUGGUUAAAUCCAUAUCAGUCAAGCACAUCUAUAUCUUGUGCAUAUUGUGCUAAAUUUAACAAGAAUAAAAAAAAUAAAUAAACGUUAGCCAGGAACCUUAAGACUUGUUUGAACUGGUAGUUCAUUUUCCUUUCUCAGUUUGGCUACUAAACAAAAGGUUAAUUUUAAGAUUUGAGAUGGAUAGAUUAUGAAUCGGAGAACAGAACAAGACAGUGUGUGCUCACACAAUUUAAAUGCAAAACUGUGAAGUGAAUUUCCCCUUGCCUAUGGUGACAUGCCUAUGUGGUGCCCCUUUUUCAGUGAGACAUCUCUGCACCUCGACAAAUGCAUGUUGCCUGCUGUGAGGUAUGAGGCCUCAAUACCCAUGCCCCCUAGCCUUGCAUGAACUCUUCUUUCCUGUUUGCACUCCUGGCAGUACAGUGACUACACUUCUCUCUGCAAGAAAAAGGUUGGAACACUUUUGGCUACCUAAAUGAUGGCCUCUUCCAGCUGACUCUUAUCUUGAUAAUGGAGAUGAAUAAGUCCUUUGGUCGAGAGGUGGCUGGAGACUGGAAGACAGUGGGGGCCAUAAAUAAACAAAAUAUUGCAUAGCAAUAUGUUUCUCAUAUCAGAUAUUAUUUUUUUUUUUCUAAUGUAACAGUAUUUCUUCGCAUCAGCAACGGGUUCCUGUGGCUGUGAGCUUCUCCAGAGAAUUUUCAGUUUUUGUGGUUUGUGAGUGCCUUUGUCUAUAACUCCUUUGCAUAUUAUCUCCACUCUUUUUCUCUUAGUUAGAACUUUGUUUUUAAAAAAAAAAGUCUUCCUUCCCACCUGUUCUACCCUUUAAUCUCUUUUCUCUGCAUCCUUUUCUAUCUUUUGUUCUUGAUAUGUCUUGCAAAAACCUCUGUUUUAAGAAAUGCACUUCCUGUGGGCAGAAGAUUCCUUUAUUGGAUGCCCACAGGGAGUGUGUUUAUUGUGUGGGGCCUAACCAUCUUGAGGCCCCUUGCUCCAUUUGUCAGGCUUUUCACCCCCAGGCUGUGGCAGACAGGAGGAGCAAGCUGGUUCUUAAAAGGUUGCUUCCUACUUCCUCCAGCUCGAGGGUGCCGUCAACUUCAGGGUCUCAACUCCUUCCUAAAAGUCUUAGGUAGCCCCAGGAGGGCAGGCAUCACUCUCCCGCUCAGCCUUCCUCUGAGCCUCCUAAGAAGGCUCUGAAAAUUAUUGGAACCAACUCAAGUCAGUGCCAGGCUUAGUUCUGACUUCUUUCCAUCUACCCCAGUCACCCUCCAUUGUCCUGGGGCCAAGCGUCCCUUCACCAGCUCCAAUUGUGUCAGUGCCUAUUUUGUUCUUAGGUCCCGAUUUCAUUCCCCAGGAGAUCUUCCAGAUCCACUUCAUCAGCCUCCUUCAGGUCUUCUCAGAGCCUAUCCUCCAAAGACAUUGGCAGACUGAUGUGGCAGUUCCUCGAGGCCCAGAUUCAGAUGGGGCUUUUGUCUGCUCUAUCCACAUUUGGUUAAGCAAGGAUUUCACCUUUCUGAACUUUGGCUCCUUCUCAGAUCCGCCCUUCAGUUUUGCAGUUUUUGAUGCUGUUAGUCUCUAGUGCUGAGGUGUCAGUGCCGAUAGAGGUUUCCUCUUCAUCUCAAACUAUUUCCCCACACACUCGUCUCCUUUGACUUCGGUUCUGAGCGUGUCUCUGAGCUGUACUAUCUCGGUCGUUUCCAGAGGGAGGGCAUCAACUUCAAAGCUUUCGGAGCCUUCCCUUCCCCUUGGGCCUUCAACUUUCAACAGCUUGGCUCAGACUCCCCUUUCAGAGCAGGGGGCUCGAGCUCUCCAGAAGGUGUCUGCUCCGGUGGCUUUGGUUGCAGUGGAACAGCUUUUGGUGGGUCAGAGGCCUUCAGCUUUUGAAGUGGUGGAGAGCACUCUCUCCCAGCCAAUAAGACCCUUGGCGCUUUCUGCCAUGGUACCUCCCCCUCCUCAUUCUGGUUUGGUGCUCAAGGUCUCCACUCUGCUGCAUGGCAGCCAUUCCCCUAAAGCCUCCACAAUCUUCCCCCUGCAGAACCCCUAGCAUCUUCCAAUACCUUCCUGGAGUGUCUCAGAGUAGGUCCCCCAGAAGAGGCUGUGUAAAAGGAGACAUAUUGAUUCCUCUACAAAAUUGGUCACCAUGGACACAGAUUGUGAGGAGAAGGGGUUCCAAAAGUCGCCACUCGAUGACGUCUCCUUUGGAGACUUUUUAGAAAUCAUGUGCCAGUGGGGUGGUUGGACAGCCCAGAACACUUCCCAGUGAAUUGGUGGUGUGGGAGGCUUUUGGGUCUGGCCAGUCUACUACCUGGAUGUCGUCGCCCCCCCCCGGUCAACCCAAUGAUUCAGCUGGUGUCUUCCAGGACUUGGAAAGAGAUGGAUACAGUAGAACCAAUCCCGAAACAAGCAGACAAGAUUCUAAGUGCCCUCGCAGAUCAGCUGUUUUGGGCCAAGGGUAUCCCCGUAGAUGCCAUGGUUGUGGACGCCACCAAGAAGGAGCUUGCCCAGGAGAGCUCCCCUGUCCAUUCCCUGAAUAGGGAAUCCUGAGCUUUGGACAGACUUGGCAAAUGUUCACCUUGAGGGAGUUAAACUAUUUAUCCCACUUUACGAGGUUACAAAGGAACUUAGUAAAGGAACUUUCUAGCUCGACCCCAGGGUCCAUGUCCACUGUGGAUCAGAAAACAUUUUCCUCUAGACUGACCACCCUUCAGUCACUAACCAAUGCAUCCACAAGAUUGAUUUCCUAUGCUGCAGAAGGUACCUCUAGGCCUGCCAGUUCAGGCAGUGGCAUGAGGUGUCAUGCCUGGAUGAGGCUGUGCAUUUUUGCGGAGCCUUUCAAACGAGCUUUUAUUAACGCCCUUUUUGAUGGCUCCACUUUGGAUCAACUUUUCGUAAGACUCUUUUCCAGAGUUAAAAGGACAGAAAGAUCUUGUCUGCCAUCGGAAUAUGUUUCUAUACCCCAGAAAGGACCUUCUCCAGGAACCAGCAUGAAAGUAAAAAAAAAAUGUGGUUUCGGAAGUCAUAGGGUCCAUUUCAGGGCACUCUGGGAGAAUUCCCCCCCCCCCAGGGCAGAGAGGGUAAUAAUCAGAAUGGAAGAUGCCACCCAGACAGCCGAGGGGAUCUGCAAAAUCAGGUGUCACAGGAAAUCUCUCAGGACAAGACCUUCCAGUGAACCUGAACAGUUGCUUGACUGUCCUCCUCUGGAUGCAGUCGGGGGGGGGGGAUUCUCUUUGUACCCAGAAGCCAGGGAAGCCAUCACAAGUGACAAAUGGGUGCUGAGUAUCAUGUCCAAAGAAUACUUCCAUUUCCUUUCUGGAGAUUUCCAAGAGAAAACGUUUCCUCCCCGAUGUUCCAUCCAAUCAGAGGGAGGACAUGGCACACACAAUAGAAAAGCUUUUGCCUAAACAAGUCAUUCAAGAGGUACCCCCUGAUCAGUUUGGGUCAGGGCUUUUACUCCAGAUUCUUUUAGUACCCAAAAAAAGAUGGGAGACCUGAGACCUAUUCUGGAUCUGAUCUGUCUGAACAACUGGAUAAAGCACAUGAAGUUCAGGAUGGUCACAAUCCAAUCCAUCCUGCCUCUCUUGAAGGUGGACGAAUGGAUGUGCUCGGUGGACCUGAAAGACACAUACUACUGUAAAAAAAUGGGCAGACACUCCAGGCAAUUCCCACAUUUCAGGCUGGGGGCCAAUUACUACCAGUUCAGGUCACUCCUGUUUGGUUUCACCACAGCCCCCAGGGUGUUCACCAAAUGCAUGGCAGUGGUGGCAGCAUAUCUCUGCAGGGCUACCAGAUUUUUCCAUAUCUGGAUGACUGGCUUCUGACUGCUCCAAUUAGGCAUCUACUCAUUCAAGCCACAGACUACUUACUACAGCUAGCCUCAACUAGGGAUAACUGUCAACAGGCAGAAAGAACAGUUGGAUCCAGUUCGUCAUAAAUUUUAUUGAGGCUCAGUUGGAAGCAAGGACAUCCUGUCCUUAUCUGACAGCAGACAGGGUAACAAAUUUCACAUCAGACAAAUUCUAAACCUCAGACUCCAGCAAUUUUAGUACUCAGGGUAUUGAGUUCUAUGGUAGCCACUAUAACUCUCGUACCCAUAUUACAAUGGAUGUUAGCAGUCCAGUGGUCACUAUUCAGGAAUCCUCCAUGUCCUCCCAUGAAACUUUCGUGAGUGUGCAAGGAAUCUUUACUUUGGUGGCUUUACCCUGCAGUCACUACUUAAGGAUGUCCGUUCAUCCUUCCAUCCCGAUCCAAGUCUUUGGGAAGCCUGGUUGAAUGUUCAGUGGAAUUUUCUCUUUAUGUUGAGCUCCUAAUGUUGUUUAGCUUAUAAAUUUGUGUAUUUUUCUCCAGUGUUAAUAUUUUUAAGUGCUCUACUUUUUGGGCAAACUCAAUCUGAGGUAUGUUGGUGGAGGGGCUAUUGUGGGUAUAGGGAAGAGCUCAAGUCAGGAACCUCAAACUGUAGAAAUGUGGCCAAUCUGUUCUGAGGAGCUGAACAGAGACCUAUAGGUUAAUAGAAAUGAAGAUGGACAAUGCAGGUGAAAUUUUUGGAAGGAGAAUUUUGCCCCUUUUGCAGCAAUUUCAUUCAUUAAAAUUUUUUAUCAAACAACUGUUUUUUGCACAAAAGAACUUCUCACAUGGUACUCUACAUUUCAUAGUCUGCUGCCUUAUAGGUGAAGUUAAGGACUUCCAUGGUGAGCUAUGCAUCUUGUCUCAGGUUUCUGUCUAUGUGUCAGUCAUUAACUUUGCUGCCCUACCCCCUUGCCUGACCUAUUUAUGUGCCCUCGUGUUACCUAGGAGUGGUGUGGGGUACCCUUUGUAAGGGAGAGGAAUUCCUUAUUGUAACUUCAUUUUUAUUCCAUGAAAGAGAAGUGACAGUAGUCAGUUAUUAUCCACAUGUUCUCAUCCUUUAUGCAAGUUUAGACUACAUAACCCUGUGGUGCUGGUCUUUGUAUGACACCACAGACACCCAGAACUGCCUACAAUAUUCUGUGCAUACUCAGCCUUCAUUGCUGUUUGAGACCUAGACUACUGGUUUUCACCAGUGAAAGGGCUGAGUUGGAUUCCUGGGCUGGAGCAAAUGGGCCAUAAGGCUGUGUCCUAGCCUGGAAAUGCCUAGCUCAUUUGCUCCUGGAAUGACUGGGAUGAUUGUCAGUAGUGGAGCCAUUAGGCAAGAUCCUGUGAGGGGUUACAAAAAAGACUGGUACUGGCCCCUCAGCCCCAUCUCCCAUGGCAAGAUCCUGCAUUGUCUGAGCUUGCCUUGUGAAUUAGGGUUACAAAAAAGACUGGUACUGGCCCCUCAGCCCCAUCUCCCAUGGCAAGAUCCUGCAUUGUAUGAGCUUGCCUUGUGAAUUAGGGUUGCAGAUGCUGCAUUUAUGCCUUUGUUGUGUGUGCCAUGGAACCACCACGUCUUAGGUUUUGUCAGUAGUUUGUAUUGGCAAAUACAAAUUUAGCUGAGAGCCCAUAUAGGUUAAAGGAGGUGCUGAUAUCAAGUUUUCCCUCUUCUUACUUGAACUAAAAUGAGUAUGUCUAGUCUGUUUCAUUUUAUUUGCAAAACUUGUGUCCUGGACAACUGUGAUGAUCAUUGAUCUUGUGCCAGGAGUAUCUUGAGUGGAUUUUCCUCUGUGUGAGUUUUAGCUCUUUUCUUGAAGUAAAUCAUUUCACCUAAGGUCUGUACUGUGACCCAGUAGUUAAGGCCAAAUCCUAGGGGGCAGCUUAUGUUCUCCAUGAUGUAGGAAACAUCUUUUCUGUAGAUAACAUGCCGUCCUGUGAAAGCCUUCAACUCAAUUUUUGUUAAUAAUUAAGUUGUAAAAGCAUUUUCUAAGAUAUUGAUCAUUCAUUUGUAAGUCACCACUGUUUUUUUAUGCUCCAUAAGUAGCAGUAGGUCAAGUUGUCAUCCUUGCCAUGCCAUGCAGUUUGAGCAGUUCUCACUUUGCAGCACUUUACCAUGGUGCUGAGUUUAUUGACAGAAAAAAAAACACUAGGUUUUCAUAGUUGAGUUUUACCCCCAAGACACUGUUUUGAAUGAAGAUGGUCUUGCAUUAUCAGGAAUUAUGGUUGAUAUGCAUACUUUCUUUAGUACUCUAGGUCAGAAGAUCUUGUUUUAUAAUUAUAUUGUUUGAAAUGAAGUGUACAGUGCUAUGUCCAGGUAAAAAAGAAAAGUGGCAAUUUUACUGAAAAAUUACUGAUAUAGACUACUGGGCUGCAAAUCUUGCAGAUUUAUGUAGUAAAGAAAGGAAAGCACACUUCGCUUGGUAAAUAUGACUGAUGCACCCCUAGUAGUAUCUAUAAACAAAUGUUUCCAAUAUGUCAAUAAAAAUAGACCGGUAGCAGAAUGUGAAUUAACAUAAACCUUAAAGAAAAUCUUCUCCAGGAUGUGUAAAAUUGCAAGAUGAGAACAGGUUUCUAAAGCAUUUAGGAAUAUUUUCCUCCAGUAUUUUGUUACUGGUUAGUUUAGUAACCAGAGUUUAUUGUACGGUUACACUAGUCACUUUUUUAAUUUAAACAUAACAGAUUUGUUGUUUGAAGGCCUAUUGCUUUGCUUGUUUACAUUUUUUGUAUAUAGUUUGUAAACAUAACAGCCUGACACUUUUGUACAUAACUUAGGCUUUGUAUCGUUAUUUAUUUAUUCAGAUUCUCUGUGACACGGUUAAUUAAAAAGAAUAUUAUUACAGGAGUUGUAUUAAUUUGCCUAUUACCGUGAUGCAAAUUGGAUGUGUAAUUUGUCAGCUAACUUCAAAAAUAAAGUAUUUUAAGUGUU
This is a messenger RNA of Protopterus annectens (West African lungfish), 15278 nucleotides long. RefSeq names its product nudE neurodevelopment protein 1 like 1 (gene NDEL1). The record is from RefSeq and is a predicted model, not a curated record. Lineage: Eukaryota; Metazoa; Chordata; Ceratodontiformes; Protopteridae. Gene Ontology annotation, biological process: cell migration; chromosome segregation; establishment of mitotic spindle orientation. Gene Ontology annotation, molecular function: microtubule binding. Gene Ontology annotation, cellular component: centrosome; kinetochore; kinesin complex. The transcript has 10 exons. The coding region runs from base 153 to 1139 and encodes 328 amino acids.